Sipha flava (yellow sugarcane aphid) is the source of this 3268-nucleotide messenger RNA. Its product is annotated as cytospin-A. NCBI's taxonomy places the organism in Eukaryota, Metazoa, Arthropoda, Insecta, Hemiptera, Aphididae. The record is from RefSeq and is a predicted model, not a curated record. The transcript is spliced from 11 exons. Gene Ontology annotation, cellular component: filamentous actin; microtubule organizing center. Gene Ontology annotation, biological process: actin cytoskeleton organization. Bases 518 to 3034 code for a protein of 838 amino acids. Gene Ontology annotation, molecular function: protein binding.
UUUAAAAGUUAUAAUUAGUGUUGUGAAAUAUUUGUAACAAUAAAAUUCCGUUCGAUUAUUCGUUCCGUUAGUAUUAGGUUUCGUCAGGAUUGACCUUUUACUAACAAACAAAAUCCUGACCAAUAUACGUUAUUCGUCGUCGUUAUCAGUAUCCAUUUUCAUCAGUUGUUUUUCUGCUUUCGUUCUUCUAACACCUGUUAACCGGUUUUUCAUUAUCUUUGUGAUAUUUGUUAUAAGUUUUACCACAAUCGAAAUUUCGGUCGUCCGUCUCACAAUUAAUAUUUCGCUUAUGGUUUUGUUUAAUUUAUGCUAUGUAAGCGUGUUCGAUGUACAACGUUUAUUGUGAAAGUCCGACAGAAUAACAAUACUAUUAUGUUUGGAUAAUCAACACAUUGCAAUAUCGCCAAAGCGCUUGGGUUAUCGAAUCGUGAGGAAUUCUUUUUUUUCGUAUUAUUAUUGUGUAAUACGAUUGCCAGUGCGAUUUUUAAGCAGAUUGCGUGUACGAUAUAUACGCGUGAUGAAAUUCAUAUCGCUUUUCCGCCGAAACCACAACCAGGGUAGCCCUUCCGAGGGGGUGAGGCCCUAUCAGCAACCCCCUGUGACAAUGGAAUCAGCUGUUUUCCCGCCAAACAACAAACAGCCAAAAGAAACGGAUAAACUACAACAACAACAGCAGCAGCAGCAACAACAACAGAAACUGCCAAAAGAAGCCAUGGACAGCCGUGGUGCUACGGCCGUCGGUUUGUCCCCGACUAAUGCAAUCGACAGAACUGAAAAUGUAAAUGAUUAUAUUGAGGAAUUGGAAAAACUGCGCAUAGAAGUUGGACUGUUAAAAGAACAAAGGGAUGAAGCUGAACGUAACCUAGCAAUGCAUAUAGAAAGUACACGUAAUGUUUUGUCAUGCACUUCUAUUUCCAACAAUAAAACUGAUGAUCGACGGAGGUAUCCGAGCUCAGCUCCUGCUUCUAUAGCUCCUCCAAAUUCAGCUAGUCAGGAGUUACUAGAUACUCAAGACUGGGAUAAGAAUUCUAGUUCGGUUAGUGAGGUUUCUUUGGCAUGUUUACAAGAUAGAAUUGUGCAAAUGGAAGAAACCCAUUACAGUACCAAUGAAGAAUUACAAGCAACUCUUCAAGAAUUAGCUGAUCUUCAGUCUCAGCUGUAUGAUCUUCAACAUGAUAAUGAACGUUUGGGUAAAGAAAAAGGUGUAUUGUUGGAAUCAUUAUGUCAACAGACAGAAAAAUUAGAAGAUGCUCGCACUAAAGUUGAUGCUUUACAAGGAUUAUUUCUUGUACCUGGUUCUAAUCCUCCAUCAUCUGUCACUGAACGGGAAGAAAAAUUGGUCGAACUGCUUAAAAGUGGACAAGCAGAACGUGAAAUAUGGUUAACUAAACAAGAAGAGCUUAAUGCCGAAGCAAAUGAAUCAAGACGAACACUAGAAAAUGAAACUAAAAAAGCUAAUCAACUCUUAGAGAGAGUGAGAUUUUUGGAAUGCACUGUUGAUAGUAAAACUGCAGAAGUUAAACAACUUGAUGAACAGCUUGCUCUUAGUAAAGAAGAGAUAUCUUCAAAAAAUAUUGAAAUUAACCAUAAUCUCAUGUUGUUGGACAAUGCUAGAGCUAAGAUUGAAGAAUUAGAAGCAGCUAGAGAUAAAUUAGGUGAUAAAUCUGAGUUGAAUGAAUUAUUAAAUCAUGCAAGACGUGAAAAAGACAAUUUGGAAAGUCAAUUAGCAUCAAUGCAAGAACGUCUUCAGCGUGCUUUUUGUGAAAUUGAUCGACUGAAAGAACAAUUGACAAAUUCUAAUGAACAAUAUACCGUAGCUAGUAAUAAUGCUAAAUCUGCAAUUAUAGACCUACAAUGGCAAAGAGAUAAGUGGCAUGAAGAAGUUGCUUCAUUAACAUCAGAGUUAAAAUCAGCCAAAGAAGCAGAAGCUGAAUCCCAAAGCUUAUGUCAGAAAUAUGUUGAAGAAAAAAGGCAGCUUGCUGAUGUAUUAUCUGAAACUCAAAUGUGUUUAGCAAAUGUACGAAAAGCUCUCGAAGAAGAAAAAUCAGAAAUGCAUUCUGAAAGAAAAGAAUGGCACCAAUUUAAAGAAGAUUUAUUAACAACUGUUAGAGUUGCUAAUGAUUAUAAAGAAAUUGUAGAAAAAGAUAUGGAACAGAUUAUAUCAGAAAACAAACGUCUUCGUGAAAAAGUAAAAACAUUAGAAGCUCAACUUGAUAAAUUAAGACAUAUGGAUAAGCCUAGAGCUUUAACAUGUAGUGCUAAUUCAAUUCUUAACCCAGUUAUUAUUGGACAUGAGAUAAGCCGUCGUAAUAGUCAUUCUAAACUUUCUCGUCAAGAUAGCCAACUGUCUGUUAAAACAUUGAUUGAAAGUAUUGAAAAUGCUACUAAGCAAGCCAAAACUGCGGAAUUUACUCGAAGCAAUUCAACAUCAAGUUUAAAUGGCUUAGGUCAAAAUGAAAAUUCAAAUAAAUCAUCAAGAGACUGUGAAUUUAAAACUCCACUCCGAGAACAAAAUUGUCUGUCAGGAGACAAAAAUACAAUUUCUGCUUGCGAAGAAACUGAUCCAAUUAAGAAGUGUCAAAAUGAAGACUACCGUUCAAAUGGAUCAAUACUUUCUUCAUCACGUAACAUAGAUACAUUUGCUCGCCUUGGAGGUGCAACUGAAAUACCCGAACGUCGUGAUCCUCUUCAAGCACUUGUGAAAAACGGUGGUUCUAAACGCAAUGCCUUACUUAAAUGGUGUCAAAAUAGAACAAUUGGAUAUCCAAACAUAGAUAUAACUAAUUUUAGUAGUUCAUGGAAUGAUGGACUAGCCUUAUGUGCUUUAUUACAUACUUACUUACCUGAUCAAAUACCAUAUUCAGAAUUAACUCCAACUGAAACAAGACGUAAUUUUACUGUAGCAUUUGAAGCUGCUGAAUCAGUUGGUAUACCAACUACUUUAAACAUCAAUGACAUGAUAUCUCAAGAACGUCCAGACUGGAACCUAGUGAUGACUUAUGUUACUGCUAUAUAUAAACAGUUUGAAACAUGAUCAGAUUUUGUCUGCAGCAUAGUACAUAGCAUUGUAAGACUGAUGAUAUAACCAAUCUUAAGAUUUGGAUUGUUCCUAAUGCAAGACAAUGUGUAAGACUUCUAGAUUAUAACUUUAUGAAUUCUAUACUAUGUAUAUCAAUAUUUUUCACCAAAAUUGUAUUUUAAUAUCAAAGUGCCCACCUACAACAAGUGUUUUCUAGAAGUUAAAUCUAGUCACUUGAAAGUGUAUUUA